Molecule: messenger RNA, 4927 nt
Organism: Cladophialophora immunda
Lineage: Eukaryota; Fungi; Ascomycota; Eurotiomycetes; Chaetothyriales; Herpotrichiellaceae
Exons: 4
Coding region: 601-3897 (1098 amino acids)
Biological process (GO): cytoplasmic stress granule assembly
Cellular component (GO): cytoplasmic stress granule
Molecular function (GO): RNA binding
Source: RefSeq, a predicted model, not a curated record
CUCAAACAAGCCCCGACAGACAGAACAACCGCAACCGCAGCCGCAAAGCACAACCUCACUUCUCUCCUCCCUUUCCAUCCCUCUCAUCCAUCUCAUCCGUCCCCCUUCGUUGCAGUUUCUGUUACUCAAUUGCUGCUGCAUUCUUCAUUCUUGCACGUCCCUCCAGGCUAGACUGUUAGCGGGCCGCUUGUCAGUCCAUCACCCUCCUUUUUAAAAUUAUUCUCGUGCUUGGUUUGCGAGGUCCCCAAGGUCUCUGCGGCCCUGUGUCUCGGUCCCGCAAUUGUGACUGCAGCCAGUGCCUGCGCCUUUUCCGCCAGCUUCUCAGAGUUGCCCAGUCCCCAUCCCCAUUUCCACCACCACUCGACUUUUUUCCCUGAGGCUCGUGCCCUCUGACCACCGUCCCUGCCACUGCCAACGGCCCUCCACCGAGACAUUCAAGGCCGCUCCGUUGCUGUCUCGCUGUCUAUUCUUUGACCCCGGGAUCUCACAGAACCUCCGAAUCCUCCACAACACAGUCGCAGUCUGACUGGCCGGUUCCCGUCGAUUCAGCUCGUAUCCAGAGCACCUCCUGUGCGACGUGGCUACCGACUCGGGCAGCUCAUGGCCUCUGCAGCCAGCAUCCCAUCCCCGAAUUUGAAUACUGCAGUCAACCCACCACAAAAUAAUGGUUUGGCAAGGGCCACAAUGAGAUCAAGUAGCAACCAGAAGGCUGUGGAUGCAGGGCGCAAGCAGAGUCCCGGUGGUGCUGGUGGUGACGGAAUUUCAAGUGCUAGGCGACCGACUUCUCAGAAGGUCUGGGGUUCAUCCUCAAACUCAUUCCAGCAACGGGGCUCCAUGCCCAUCCACCAGAAUGGGAACACUGCCCAGUCCAGGAACACAAACGUCAUGAGGUCCACACCGCAGCGGGAUGCAGGCAUUACAGACAAACAAGCACACGAGAGAUUGAUCUUCCUCUUUGGGGCGGCUAUAGGUUUGAACAUCAUCCUUACGUCCAGAUCAGGAGAAAAGUUCGAGGGCCUGUUGUCUGGUUCAUCACUCACACCGACCAGCACCAAGAUCACUCUCAAGAUGGUUAGAAAACUACAACCUGCCACUCCAGGUCAGGCCAACGGUGUGGUACCUCGGGAAGCGGCCUUAGUUGGCUCGAGUCCAGAGUAUGCAAUGAACUUUGAUCUGAAGGAUAUGGCCGAUAUGACCAUCGCCGACUUCUCUCUGCCAGAGACUUCGAAACUCACCAACGGGUCCUCCUCGACUUCUUUUCAAACUGACACCGAUAUCUCUGGCAAUCAAGUUCGGGGUGAACGCGAACUCCAAAAAUGGGUACCAGAAGGACCAGAUAACACUGACUAUUCAUUGGGGUCGGGGAACAACGCUGCUUGGGAUCAGUUCGCUACCAACUCUCAGUUGUUCGGCGCUAAGAGCACCUACGAUGAGAACCUCUAUACAACCACCAUCGAUCGCAACGCACCAUCCUACAAGCGCCGGGAAGCUGAAGCCGAACGGAUCGCGCGGGAGAUUGAAGGCUCAACAUCGACAAAUGCACACGUUCGCGAGGAACGUGGUCAGGCUCUCGAGAACGAUGGUGAGGACGAGGAAGAGAAAUACAGUGGAGUUCGUCGGGAUGAGCAAUCCUAUCCAUCACUGUCUGUUGGUGGAGCGAACAAAUACACACCUCCGGCAAGGCGUGCGCCUACCGGCCAAGUGACUGUUCCAGGAGCGCCCGUAGAUCCCGCAAUCAUAUCCGCGCAACUUUCUCGACCAGAGCCGGCCGUGGCCAACACGCAAAAGUCGAAACACGAAAGAGAUGUACCUGUCACCAUUGAGAAGAGCACGGCACCUGCUCCAGACAAGCCGGUAUCUGAACCAAAUGGUACGACGUCAGCACAGAGCGCUGAGCCAGACAAGGCUGUCAAACCCGCUACUCCAGCGAACCCCAGCAAGGUUGAGUCGACCAAUGUCGAAUCGCAACCUAGCAACAAAGUCAUCUCUCAAGGUCCUACCGAAAACGUUGAAGUUAAGGUCCUCCACCAAUUCCGCCAAUUCGCCGAUCUCGAGAAGCAAAGGGUUAUUGAGAGAAGAAAGGCUCAAGCGAACCAAGACCGCGUUGCUAAGUUGAACGAACUCCUCCGCUUCUCAAAGACGUUCAAACUCAAGACCCCCAUCCCGAACGACCUGAUCGGCAUCCUAGCCAAAGACCCAGCUAAGCAGGAGGCUAUCGUCGAAAAAGCACAAAAGGAAUCCAGCGAAUCAACUUCCACUACUACGGCGAGCCCUUCGCAGGCCCCAGUGGCCAGCAACACCACCCGCAAAGCCGAUGUUCCACAACCUCAACCACCUGUGCCGGAACGACAAGUGUUCCAUCGUGGUCGCGGGGGAUUCCAACCAGCGGGCCGCUCUGACCGAUCCGCAGGCCAGCAACAGCCACCACUUUUUCCAGGUCGAAAUAACAGCGCUCCAUAUCAAUCAAGGUUUAGUGGACAUCAGCAAGAUCGCAAAGGCAUCCAGCCUCCUCCUAUUCCUGCCCCAAUUCCCAUUAUUGAAGGACGAGUCCCUCCAACCGGGCCCAUGGCCGAUCAAGCUGGAAUGACCAGCCCGCAGCGGUCCAAUAUGCACACCCCCAAUUCCGCCAUUUCUGGAAAAUUCAAUCUCAAUGUGAAAGCUUCCGAAUUUCGUCCAACUGCCGCCUCCUUCAACCCAGCUGGGCCUUCGCAAACCCCUUCAAGCCCAGGCUCGACCCAACGUGCGGGUUCCAUCUCUAGAACGGCGUCUCCUUCGGUGUUCUUUGGUAACAGGAAGCCAAAGCCGGCUUCCCAGAGACCCUCUAUUGCCAAAGACUUCAACCCCAUUGUUCGGAUGAAAGCAGAGCAUGCUCCGAAGAAGUCCACAGAGGGUGCAAAGACCGAGGAGGUGCAAAAAGACUAUAGUAGCAAUGGUGGCAUCCCGAAUGCUUUCCAAACGGGCCCGAGAUGGACUGUCAAGCCUGAGAACGAUCAAAAGACGUACGAGGAAGUAUUUGAACAGCCCGUGGCACAUCCUGUAAUCUCGCCUGCUCAGAGUCGAUCAUCGUCGAGCCAUCAUAUUCCAUACCUUGGACAAGGUAUGUCAAUACCUAAUGGACCGGCCAACAUCCCACACAUUUCAACACCACAGCACGUGCCACACACCGGCCCACACCAGUUUCCUCAUCAAUACGAGGAUGGCGGUCAUCGAAUGCAAUACGGAGCAGCGACGCCAGGUGUAUUCUCAUCGCCAAAUAUGGCUUCUCGUCAAGCUUCGGCCUAUGCUUCGCCCAUGACACACCCUGCACAACUCUCUUACCAAUCGCAACCGUAUUUCGGGACGCCUUCCGGUCAGAUGCCCAUGCAAAUGCGGCCAUAUCCAGGAACUCCUGGCAUGAUGCAUGCUCAGGUGGGGCAGAUGAGUGCGCCAAUGAUGGUCCAACAGCCAUCCAACGGCCCGUUCAUGGCGGUGCCGCAGCACUUCAAUCACCAAAUGCAAAUGUAUUCGCCAAAUCCAAGUCAAGUAUAUCCCCAGCAGAAUGGAGGCUACUCCAGUCCGGGACGCAUGGCGCCGAUGAUGAUGCAGCAAGGAUCACAACAAGGCCACCCACCUGCGCCCAGCAUGAUGUUUAGCGUCUCCAACCAGGGAGCAGCGCCGAUGGCAUAUCCGCAGCAACAAAUGGGUAUGCAUCGUGGCAGCUAUGGAGGUGGGCACCAGUACGGUUCUACACCCCAUCAGGGAUAUGCCAUGCAGCACCGAACCAUGAGUAGUGGAUAUGGCCAGAUGUCGCAAAAGAUGCAUCACCAAAUGCAACCAGCUCAUGGACCUGCGAUGAAUGGACCCCCACAAGGACCAGCGUAUGGUCAGAUGGAGGGAGGUCAGGACGACGGCAAGUGAACGGUCCGGGAGCAUUGCUUGAACAUGACGUUCACCGAUUGUUUCUCAUAACCCCUUCUGUUCGUGCCACAACGACGGCACUGACAAUCUCUCUUGCCCCAUGCCGGCUCGGCGUUCAAGGCUAAAAUCUUGGACUUCUCGUUUCAGUCAUGUGCGCCUGCGUACAGGUAUGUCGGGAACAUCAGAUUUUCCUGCCAAUCAGCUAACUUGGCCAGCGCAAUAGAGGACGAGAUGAAGGGUCACCAUCGAAGAAGGCCGACGAAUUCCCAAACAUCAGAAUGGAAACCAGGUUCCGAAGGGCUUGCAGGGUAUGCUAUUAUCCAAUCACACGAGUGCUGCGAACCAUCCCCAUUUUAAGUUGGGAGUGGAAGCAGGAUCAACCCUCGAGUCGGGACACACUUCUGGAGGUGAACGCAAAGGGGCAGCGGAGACAAGAAACCGAUGAAGGCAUUAAUAUGGACAGGAGGAAGCGGUCAGGAUGACGGGCAGGGAGACUGGCUUUGCAGAAGUUGUAUCUUAGUGGGAGGCGGCAGGACAUCGGAUGCAGUGUGCUGCUAACAGGGGGAAAAGAGCCGUCGUAUGGCUCCAACAAGGGAGAAGGAUGAAACUGAGCAAGGAUCGAGAGCCGCUGUUGGCUUUUCUCUCACUCACACACACGGAGAGAGAGAGAGGAUAUGGAAGGAAGAGGAAGAACAACCACAAAUAACGGGAAGUGAGGAGCUCUUUGUUAAACUCUCAAACUGUUGCCUCCAUAGGUAGAGCCGCUCACACUAGAUGGGUGCUGUGAGGGUUCACCGAGUCAGUCGAGUCACUGAUCCUGCAACUACUCGUCCCUCUGAAUUGCAUAUUGCAUGUCUACUGUAGGUAUGGUGCGCUGGGGGGCAUUACGAGGUACUCGGGCAGUCGAAGGGCAACUGAGCGCUGAGUGGCCAUGACACUACUCGGUACUGCUGGGGGGAAUGGCCACAAUGGCCUCGCAACGUGGAAACAAAACGGGGAUCGGAGCACGGAGCUUGGCAGCAAAUACGAG